AUGGAUGUGGUAAACAGUGUGAGUACAGGUCCGCGGUACAAGAGGGAGUUAUGCGCUGUGGUAUGCCUAGAUGUGGCAAAUGCAUUCAACUCGGCCGCUUGGGCCAAAAUCGAAGAAGCUCUAAGAGGGAAGAGUGUGCCAGCGUACCUGUUGCAUAUUCUGAGGAGUUACCUGAGUAAUAGGUCACUCUUGUACGGCGACGCGGAGCGGCGGGAGGUAACCAGUGGAGUUCCUCAAGGGUCGGUGCUCGGCCCACUAUUGUGGAAUAUAAUGUAUGACGAGCUAUUGCGAUUGGAAACGCCGGGAAAUAUAAAAGGCAUAUCAAGUUCAACGCUCAUUGCAUUCGCCGAUGAUGUUGCAGUUGUAGCGACUGGACAUACAACUACUCUGCUAGAAGAGGCCAUGAACCAAACGCUGGACUUGGUGUCAAAAUGGAUGAAGGAUACGGGCCUUACGCUCUCCGUCGGCAAAACGGAAGCAAUCAUGUUAACUACCAAACGCGGAUACACUCCCCCGAGGUUCAUCUUGGAGGGCGCACUGCUACAACUGCAGGAGCACGUCCGCUACCUCGGAGUGGAGCUAUGUAAAAAACUCGGCUUCGGCAAACAUUUGCAGUGUGCUGCUGAGAAGGCCACAAAAACGGUGAGCUCGCUGUCAAGAUUAAUGCCUAACGUCGGCGGCCCGAGGCAGAAGAAACGUCAACUGUUGAUGUCUGUCGCUCAGAGUCAACUGCUCUAUGCAGCGCCUAUAUGGGCCUCAGCGUUAGUAUUCGAAGUGAACAUCAAGAAGUUACUGAAACCUCAACGGAAGAUGGCCAUUAGGGUGUCGUCCGCCUAUUGUACCGUAUCGACCAACGCUAUACUGGUCGUUUCAGGACUGCUGCCCUUACACAUAAUGGUGCCUGAAAGAACAGCUAUGCGGGCAGCACAGAAGGCGGGCUCGGCACCUCCGUCGAAGAAAGAGUUGAGACAGGAGUCACUAAACAAGUGGCAGAAUGAGUGGGAGAAAUCAGGGACGGGCGAAUGGACGAAGAGGUUAAUUCCUGAUCUGCGGCCAUGGGUCUCAAGAUCGUUUGGUCUAGUGAACUUUCAUAUCACUCAGUUUCUCACUGGGCACGGAUGUUUUGGGAAGUAUCUAUGGAGGUUUAAGAAGCUGGACUCCCCCGUGUGCCAUGAUUGCCAGGCGCCGAUGGACGACCCUGAACAUGCGUUUUUCAUAUGCGACCGCUGGUGGAGGCGACGAAGAGCGCUAGAGGUUGCUACGGAUAUCGAGUUCACCCCUGAAACGGUAGUGAACACAAUGUUGGAGAGCAGAGCCAAGUGGGAUGCAGUAUGCGGGUUUGUGGUUGAAGUCCUUAAAACAAGGGAGGAAGAAGAACGGCAGCGGCAGCGACACAUCCAACAAAUCUGA
Macrosiphum euphorbiae (potato aphid) is the source of this 1410-nucleotide messenger RNA. The record is from the annotation of a GenBank genome assembly. NCBI's taxonomy places the organism in Eukaryota, Metazoa, Arthropoda, Insecta, Hemiptera, Aphididae.